Caenorhabditis angaria is the source of this 1007-nucleotide messenger RNA. Lineage: Eukaryota; Metazoa; Nematoda; Chromadorea; Rhabditida; Rhabditidae. The record is from the annotation of a GenBank genome assembly.
AUGGCAUUUAUUCCUUCUAGCAUUAAAAGUUGUUUGUCAAAUCCAGAUCCUCAUGUUAAUUAUUCGGCGAAGGUUUGUUAAAAUUGCCCCUAUUCGUGUAAAUCCAUUUUAAAAAAUGUUUCAGUUCACCACUAUCCAAGAUCCUUUACAAAAAGAACUUCAAAGAGCUACACUUGGAAAAGCUAAAGAAUUUGGAACAUUGGGUGCACCAGAAGUUCUGACUUUUGGUGAAAACUUCAUCCGAGCUUUCAAAGGCAAAAAAGUUCUUGACAUCGGAACCUAUACGGGAAUAUCUGCAUUAGCUUGGGCUUUAGCACUUCCGGAUGAUGGAGAAGUUCUAACAAUGGAUAUUGAUUUGAAUAACUAUAAAAAAUUUGGAGUUCCAAUAAUAUCAAAACAUCCCGAAACAUUCAAAAAGAUCAAAGCUGUUGAGGCCCCAGCCCUUGAAACUUUGGAUGAAUUAAUUGCUGAUGGUCAAUCUGGAACUUUUGAUUUUGCAUUUAUUGAUGCAGAUAAAGAAAAUUAUGAGAAUUAUUAUAAUCGAGUGGUGACACUUUUGAAAUCUGGCGGAGUUGUAUUUCUAGACAAUGUGAGUUAAUUUCGAAAUUUUAGAUUCUCUACAUACAAAUUGUAAUGUUAGUCAUCUUCUAUUUCUGCACGAAUAACUUUUUUUUUUGAAAAAACCAAGAAUUCAAAUUUGUUGAUAAAAAAUUAUGAGUAGAGAGUUAGCCGGAAAUAACUUCAAUUUCCUUUGUAAUAGAAAAAUAUUCACAUAUCCUGCUCCAGAUAAAAAUGUAGUUAUUUUUAAACCCCAAUUUCAUUUAUUAUCCAUAAAUCUUAUUUUCCAGUGUCUUUGGGGUGGUCGAGUUACUGUAGAAGAACAUUUGGAAAAUGACCCACUGUGUGCGGCGAUCCAUAAAACAAAUCGCAUCAUUUUCCAAGAUUCUCGAACCUAUUCUGCACUUUUGAAUUUUGGUGAUGGAACACACGUGGCUUUUAAAGUUUGA